This is a messenger RNA of Trichoderma harzianum CBS 226.95, 666 nucleotides long. RefSeq lists its product as hypothetical. NCBI's taxonomy places the organism in Eukaryota, Fungi, Ascomycota, Sordariomycetes, Hypocreales, Hypocreaceae. Bases 1 to 666 code for a protein of 221 amino acids. Gene Ontology annotation, cellular component: cytoplasm. Gene Ontology annotation, molecular function: phosphatase activity. The record is from RefSeq and is a predicted model, not a curated record. The transcript has 3 exons.
AUGGCGACGAUACAUAUCGUGCGACACGGGCAAGCCCUUCACAAUGUUGAUCGGGGUUACCCCCACCGAGAUCCCCCUCUGACUGAAGUCGGAUCUCAACAAGCGAGUAGCGUCUGCCUACCAGCUGAGCCUGACCUUAUAAUCUUGUCUCCAAUGACUCGUACCAUCCAGACAGCUCUUAUUAUUUUCGACCAAUAUCUCAGCAGCUCUUCCACCAACGUCGAGCUCCAGGUCUGGCCGGACCUGCGCGAAACCCACGACGAGGCCAUUUGCAAUAAAGGGUUGUCGCGUGCUGAAAUUGCUAGUAAAUUUGCACAGUUCGAUUUCUCCACCUGUCACGAAGAGUGGGAUUACUCGCCUCAUAGUUUCGACGGCGCUGUCGUGCGUGCUGAGACAGUUCGGGGGCGCCUCAAGGAACUAUCUCGUUCUCAUAAGAACAUAUUCUUGGUGACGCAUCGCGGCUUUAUUGCGUUCUUGGCCAAAGGAGAGAGGUUUGAUGUCUGUGAAUGCCGUUCAUAUAGAUUUGCUGCUGAAAACGAAGUCAAUGAUCAAAGGCAGGGUGUCAACUGUGACACGGGUGAAAAGCAAGACUUUGGCCCCAGCUUAUUAUUGCCUAUCAUUUUGCCAUCUCACGACGACGGAAGUUGCGGCCGGGAAAAGACCUGA